Molecule: messenger RNA, 2238 nt
Organism: Dracunculus medinensis (Guinea worm)
Lineage: Eukaryota; Metazoa; Nematoda; Chromadorea; Rhabditida; Dracunculidae
Source: the annotation of a GenBank genome assembly
AUGACAGGCGGUGGCCACGUCAAUUUAUCCACUGGUGUUAAUGUCGUAUCACAACAAGCUCAAUAUUGUGGACCAUAUAAAUUAGAAAAAACCUUGGGAAAAGGUCAAACGGGUCUUGUUAAAACGGGAACACAUUGUAUAACAGGUCGAAAAGUUGCUAUAAAAAUUGUCAAUAAAGAAAAACUCAGCGAAUCAGUUCUGCAGAAGGUUGAACGUGAAAUCGCCAUAAUGAAAUUAAUUGAGCAUCCUCAUGUGUUGCAUCUUUAUGAUGUUUACGAGAAUAAAAAAUAUCUGUAUUUACUUCUCGAACAUGUUAGUGGUGGUGAAUUGUUCGAUUAUUUGGUUCGUAAAGGUCGAUUGAUGGCGAAAGAAGCGAGAAAAUUUUUUCGUCAAAUUAUUUCUGCUUUAGAUUUUUGCCAUGCACAUAACAUUUGCCAUCGAGAUUUAAAACCAGAAAAUCUGCUGCUGGAUGACAGAAAUAACAUCAAGGUGGCGGAUUUUGGUAUGGCUUCACUUCAAGUUGAAGGCUCAAUGUUGGAAACGAGUUGUGGCUCACCUCAUUAUGCAUGCCCAGAAGUUAUUCGUGGUGAAAAAUAUGACGGCAGAAAGGCAGAUGUUUGGUCAUGCGGAGUGAUUUUAUAUGCUCUUCUUGUGGGCGCUCUUCCUUUCGAUGAUGAUAAUCUGAGAAAUCUAUUGGAAAAAGUAAAGAAAGGAGCAUUUCAUGUACCGAGUUUUAUUCCAGUGGAUUGCCAAAAUCUCUUACGAGGAAUGAUCGAAGUUGAUCCUAAUAAAAGGCUUGCUCUUGCCGAUGUUUUCAAGCAUCCAUGGGUGGCAGGAAACUCAAAGUCGGAACCGGAAUUAGAACUUCCAAUGUCACAGGUCGUCCAGACCCAUGUAAUUCCAAGCGAAGAAAAUAUCGAUCCAGAUGUCUUCCGGCAUAUGACCAGUUUAGGUUGUUUCAAAGAUAAAGAAAAACUAGUUCAAGAAUUAUUAUCACCUCGACAUAAUACGGAGAAGAUGGUUUAUUUUUUAUUACUGGAUCGUAAACGCCGAAGACCAGCAAAUGAAGAUGAAACUGAAGUGGUUGUACGAGGAACUGUGCAUAAUUUGGAUCCACCAAGAAAACGAACAGAUUCUUCGAGAACUACACGUUAUGCAGUUGGUUCAAUUAGUGAAGGAUCACCCAUUAAUCCCCGAAAAACUUAUGGCAGGUACAAUCGAGGAAGACAUAGCUCACUUAGCGGCUCACCAAACGAUUCGCUUCGUGUUCGUGAUGCCUUCACAUUUUCGGGACCAGCUCCAUAUGCUCGGUCAUCGGUGGAAGAUCGCGGAAGAGGAGCUUCAAGGAACAAUAAUUACCAUUAUUAUACUCAACCUGUAGACUCAGAUGCACUGGCUGCUGCAACACGAAAAGUGCGAACGGAUUUUGAUGAAAAAAAUCAUCAGCAACGGACUGGUAAACAACAAUCGCCUAAUAUAAUGUAUAAUUCCAUUCUCAAUUCCUCUUCUAAUGAGUCCACAACAUCAUCAACAAGUAAUCUACUCGGAAGUAGUGCAAGCGGAAUAGGAAAUUUAUCUGGCCCUUGGCGUUCGAAACUAUCUAACAUCAAAAAUUCAUUCCUGGGUACUCCACGAUUCCAUCGGCGAAAAAUGGGUAGCACUGGAAACUGUGGUGAAAAUGAUGAUGAUGGCCAAAUAAUUGAUACAACUGACCUCGUUAAAAAAUCUUGGUUUGGCUCAUUAACAUCGAGUAUCAGUGUUGAGAGAGAUGAUGUUCAGUGUGUUCCAGUUCAAGGGAAAACUUUAAAUGGCAUCAAAGCUGAAUUAAUACGCUCUUUCUUAACGAUCCACGAGUUGAGUCAUUCCGUAAUUGGCCAGAAUUCUUUCCGAGUUGAAUAUAAACGUGGUCCUACUGUUGGAGGCAGUGUCUUUUCGCGUGGAGUCAAAAUGCAAGUUGAUAUAGUUGUCUCACCACAUGCUGCGACAUCGAUCGGUGAAGCGCCGAUGUAUGUUGUUCAGUUCACUUUGUUAGCUGGUCCUGUUCGCAGAUUUAAAAGGCUUGUCAAUCAUCUUACUGCUAUUCUUCAAAGUUCUCAGCAAAGGGCGGAUAGAGCAGCAGCCUUAAUGGUUCGACCUCGACGCUUAUCAGAUUCUAGUGUGAGCAGUACUUGUUCAGAUAGUGAUUCGACUACUGGCUGUACAUUGCCUCAUGUUCAAAGUCAAACGGUAUUUUCAUAA